This is a messenger RNA of Exophiala mesophila, 1092 nucleotides long. RefSeq lists its product as uncharacterized. NCBI's taxonomy places the organism in Eukaryota, Fungi, Ascomycota, Eurotiomycetes, Chaetothyriales, Herpotrichiellaceae. Gene Ontology annotation, biological process: Arp2/3 complex-mediated actin nucleation; regulation of actin filament polymerization. The record is from RefSeq and is a predicted model, not a curated record. The coding region runs from base 255 to 830 and encodes 191 amino acids. Gene Ontology annotation, molecular function: actin filament binding. Gene Ontology annotation, cellular component: actin cytoskeleton; Arp2/3 protein complex; cytoplasm. The transcript has a single exon.
CGGCGACGACGACUUCGAUCAACCAAGCCUCUCUGCCUAGUCCUUGUCGUAAACCGCACAGGCGUCAACUUUGCCCCCCCUCCAGACUCAGACCAAACACCCAACACUACAGGACUUCGCCCAUCCUAAUUCUGCCACAUCCUCGACCGGCCGUACCUUUGCCUGAAGACAUACCUAGUCCACUUCAAACAUUAAACCACAGGCCCCUCGUCCUCUGACACCACAACCCACCUCGCCUCGGGCCCCAACACCAGAUGGCCAACAUCAACUGGCGGACCAUUGACGUGGACGCAUAUGAUCCUGACUCUGCCACAAACUUUGCCUUGACCACCCUUCUCCCCUCCAACCUCCCUGCCCCAUCCACAUCCUCCGAAUCCGCACAAAUAGGCCAGCAAGUACGUCAACUACUGCGAGCUGGUGACAGCGUUGGCGCUCUACAGUCUGCCCUGGAGACUGCUCCCUUUGCCGGCGAUGAAUCUGCUAAGCAAGUCCAUCUCGCUACUGUGCUCGAGGUGCUCCAGGGUAUCCGACAGGCAGAUGUCAGCAGAAUCCUCGGCGAGAUUCUCAAGCAACCAGGAGGGACCGCAUUGGGAGAUACUUUGAUGAAAUACAUCUACAAGGGCAUGGCGGUUGGAGCUGGCGGGAGUUCAGGCAAAGGUGUUAGUCCGCAGGCAACAGGCACCGGUUUUAGUCAGAUAUCAGGUCGGAACUUUGGCGAGGGUGGUGGUGGUCAGGUCAUGAGCGUUCUCCUGAGCUGGCAUGAAAAAUUGACAGAGGUGGUUGGUGUCGGUGGCAUUGUCAGGGUUCUGUCUGACCGGAGGACGGUAUGAACAACAUGUCAUUUACGUCCAGGCCCGAGCAGGAUGCGACACCGCCAACUCCUUGCUCUCCCAACCACAAACAUAUGGACAGUCUUGUGCAGGUCAUGACUGUCGCAGCUUUGCCAAAGUUCUUGUGUAUCGAUUUCGUGAGGAGCAAAGAGAACUGCGAGUCUUUUCCUCGACAAUAGGGUAUCAUGCGGCAGAACGACAAACUAGAAUAGACAUGGUCUCUUCAUCAGAAUGCAUCAAAAAUCCACUCGGCCGACCCCAG